UAUAUUUUGAAAUUUGGGCACAUAUAAUGUUAUGGUAUAAAACGAAGGAAGAGAAAAAGAAAAAGCGAUUAUGGCGACCUUUUCCAUGAAUCCAUGAUCCAUCCCCUUUGGACCUUUCAUUUAUUCGUUGCCAUUUUGGCGAGGGUGCUGUUCUAUAUGUUCUUGUUCUCAACCACUCUUUGCUCUCUCUCUAUUCUAAUUUCUAAGCCUCCAAUUUUGCUCCAAUUCAACCCAUUCACAUUCAUUUCCCAUGGCUGUGACGACGACGACCGGUGCCUCUGCCUCUGCCACUUUCUCUAUCUUUUCAAUGUCUCAAAUCCCAAAUCCCAAACCCUUCAUCCUUCAACCCCUUAAACCCAACCUACUCUUACCCUCUCUCAAAUGCAUUCAAUCCCAUUCAACCCCAUCCAAACUCAACCCCGUUUCAUGUUCUGCGCUCACUUUCUUCCCCUCUGAAACCGCCGAGCUUCUCGUUCCUUCCAAGCUCAGCUUUCUCGCCGACGAGUUCCGGUCAUUGCCGGAGCCCGUCGACCGGGUGAAGCGGCUGCUUCACUACGCGGGUCACAUGCCGCCGAUGGACGAGUCGGCGCGGGUUGACUCGAACCGGGUCAUGGGUUGCACCGCCCGGGUCUGGGUGGAGGUUAAGAUCGAUGGUGAAGGGAAGUUGAGGUUCGUCGCUGAUAGUGACUCGGAGAUAACGAGGGGUUUCUGCGCGUGCUUGGUUUGGGUGCUUGAUGGGUCUGAGCCAGAGGAGGUUCUGAAGGUAACCACCGAUGACUUGGUGGCUCUGAAUGUGGGGUUUCCAAUUGGGAGUGGGCGUUCGAGGAUGAACACGUGGCACAACGUUUUGGUUAGUAUGCAUAAGAAGACGAAACAGUUGGUGGCUGAGAAGGAAGGGAAGGUUCCUUUUGAGCCUUUUCCUUCGUUGGUUGUCACUGCUGAUGGAGUUCUUCCCAAAGGUAGCUACGCCGAAGCACAGGCAAAAUACAUGUUCCCUAAUGAGUUAAAAGUUAAUGAACUAGUCAAUGUGCUGAAGGAGAAGAAAAUCGGUGUUGUUGCACACUUUUACAUGGAUCCUGAAGUCCAAGGCGUUUUAACUGCUGCUCAGAAGCAGUGGACACAUAUCCAUAUAUCUGAUUCACUGGUCAUGGCAGAUGCAGCAGUCAAAAUGGCAAAAGCCGGAUGCCAAUUCAUAACAGUGCUAGGUGUGGAUUUUAUGUCAGAAAAUGUGCGUGCCAUCCUUGAUCAAGCUGGUUUUAAUGAGGUUGGUGUGUAUAGAAUGUCAAAUGAGCGUAUUGGCUGUACUCUGGCUGAUGCUGCAGCUACUCCUAAUUAUAUGGAGUAUCUUGAGGCAGCUUCUAGGUCUACUUCUUUGCAUGUCAUAUACAUUAACACUAAGUUAGAGACAAAGGCCUAUGCUCAUGAGCUUGUGCCAACAAUAACCUGUACUUCAUCAAAUGUUGUCCAGACUAUUCUACAGGCAUUUGCUCAAGUGCCAGAUUUGAGCAUAUGGUAUGGGCCAGAUUCUUACAUGGGUGCAAAUAUUAAAGAAUUGUUGCAACAGAUGACAAAAAUGACUGAUGAAGAGAUUGCUGCAAUACAUCCUGAGCACAAUCUGAACUCUAUUAGAUCAUUACUACCACGACUUCACUAUUAUCAGGAUGGAGCAUGCAUUGUUCACCAUCUAUUUGGUCAUGAAGUUGUGGAGAAGAUAAAAGAAAUGUAUUGUGAUGCAUUCCUUACUGCUCAUCUUGAGGUACCUGGAGAGAUGUUUUCAUUGGCAAUGGAAGCAAAGAGAAGGGGAAUGGGCGUAGUAGGCUCCACCCAGAAUAUUUUGGAUUUCAUAAAAGAUAGGGUUCAGGAAGCUUUGGAUAGAAAUAUCAAUGAUCAUCUCCAAUUUGUUUUAGGAACAGAAACGGGGAUGGUGACUUCAAUUGUGGCAGCAGUUCAUAGUUUGUUGAAGUCUGCGAAGUCCUCUUCUCAAGGGACAAAAAUUACUGUUGAAAUAGUAUUUCCAGUUUCGUCAGACUCAAUCUCAAGAACAACCUCAAGUUUGUCCUCAAGUCUUCAUUCUGUUGAAGUGGGUGAUGUCGUGCUUCCUGUUGUACCAGGAAUAGCCAGCGGGGAAGGUUGUUCUAUUCAUGGUGGCUGUGCAUCUUGUCCAUACAUGAAGAUGAAUUCUCUUAGCUCACUCCUAAAAGUUUGCCGUCACCUACCUGAUGAAGAAAAUAUUCUUUCUGCAUACAAGGCAGAGCGAUUUAAGUUGCAGACUCCAAAUGGAAAAUCAGUGGCAGAUGUUGGUUGUGAACCAAUUUUGCACAUGAGGAACUUCCAGGCUACUAAAAAGCUUCCAGAGAAGCUAGUUGGUCAGAUUCUUCAUCCCCAAGACAGACGAAGAUAGAUGUGAUAAACUUGCGAAAAAAAUGUGAUGUGCAGACAGAAAUAUGUGCUGCUGUGUUGUGAGAAAUUCCAAGUUGCAAUAAACGCUAGAUCUGCGCAAAGUUUUUUCUUCUAGCAUGGUAAUGAUUGCUGCAGCCAGUUUUUGUUGUAUGGUAGUUUCCCCUUCUCAUAGGAAGCUUCUAACACUGCUUAUUUAGAUAAGAUCACAAAAUAUAGUUUGAUAUCAGAUAUAGAGAAAUGAAUCAAAUAGCAUUUUUGGCUUAUCCCCCCACUCUUUUUUUUAAUAUUUUUAAAUAUACAGCUCCGUGCGUAGGGCUUUUUUGUAUUGGACCAAGAAAUGCUUAUCGCCCCUCUGUUUAAGGCAGAAGUCCAACCCUCUAUUUGUCA
This is a messenger RNA of Gastrolobium bilobum, 2787 nucleotides long. RefSeq names its product quinolinate synthase, chloroplastic. The coding region runs from base 251 to 2401 and encodes 716 amino acids. Gene Ontology annotation, cellular component: chloroplast. The record is from RefSeq and is a predicted model, not a curated record. Gene Ontology annotation, biological process: 'de novo' NAD+ biosynthetic process from L-aspartate. Gene Ontology annotation, molecular function: quinolinate synthetase A activity; 4 iron, 4 sulfur cluster binding. Lineage: Eukaryota; Viridiplantae; Streptophyta; Magnoliopsida; Fabales; Fabaceae. The transcript has 7 exons.